AUGACGAUGCAUGAGAGGUGGAUGAAGGUUUUCUUCGUGUCCAUAUGGGGACCCACUUUCCUUUUCGGCAAUCAAGUCUACACGUUUUGCCCGUUAGCACCGCCUCCUGUUCCUCUUGUUUUACCCGCGCCGGCACCCCUGCCUACAUAUGCUGCACCCGCUCCGGCCUACCCUGCAUAUCCUGCACCUCUGCCCCCAUGUGCCGCGCCACCUGUCCCAAUAACGUAUGCUCCCGCACCGUUGCCUGCAGUAAUUGAACCAGUAGUAGCACCAUCUUACCCAUUACCACUACCCGCACUUCCUGCUCCACCGGCGUAUGCUCUUCCACCUGCUGCUCCAGCUUAUUUCCCACCGCCUCCAGCUUUCACAGAAUGUAUUCCUCUCCCAGCUCCUGCAAUUGAAAUACUGCCCGCACCAUUACCAGCCCCCUUACCUGUUUAUGCUCCUCCUGCGCCAUUGCCUUUGCCUGCGUACCCUGCUCCAAUGCCCGCGUAUGCCCCACUGCCGGCUCCUUUACCCGCCCUUCCACCCCUAUGUCCUCCUGUGCCUGCUCCAUUGCCCUACCCUACCCCAUUGCCCGUAUUGCCUGCUCCAUACCCCGCCCCAUUACCUUUCUGUCCCCCAGCACCACCGGCAGUAGAGAUACUACCCGCUCCACUGCCGGCGCCCUGUCCUGGUUACCCAUAUGCUCCUGUCCCUGAAUACCCAGUGGCUCCUGUAACCCCCACAGCAGUUUAUUACGCAUAA
Achroia grisella is the source of this 747-nucleotide messenger RNA. RefSeq lists its product as uncharacterized. Lineage: Eukaryota; Metazoa; Arthropoda; Insecta; Lepidoptera; Pyralidae. The transcript has 2 exons. Bases 1 to 747 code for a protein of 248 amino acids. The record is from RefSeq and is a predicted model, not a curated record.